UCUUGCUUGGCCCUCCAUCAAUGUCCACCGCUCUCUCAAAUAUCAUACAAGAACAUGAGGGGGGGAAAUGGAGGUAAUGGCCAUUUGCUCCUUCAAUAUAAUCAGAAGGCUUUCAUAAAACAUGACAAUGAUCAUAAAAACUUCUUUGGCAGCUUUCAUGGCUGCUAUACUAACUGUAUAGACACAAAUAUAAACGAUGAAGAAGAUCAGAAUUCUUUUGGUUAUGAUGGUCGUCAUGAAACCAAUGGUCAUGCAAUAGAGGAUGAUGAUUGCAACGACUACCAACCCUUUGAUCAUGAUGAGAGAACCCUCUAUUGGGAAUCACAAGAAGCUUUGCUCCAGCUGAAGAAAGUUCAACAUUUACAGGAGAUUUUGGAACAAUACAGUUCGAGCGGUUCCAAGUCCAGGGAAGAACUUAGCAGCCUCAUACAGUUAGCCAGAAAUACUAAAUUAUGCGAAUGUCUUGGCCUAGAUGUAGAUGAUUGCUCCAAGUGCUCAAGGAGAGCAAUUGUGAAUUUUCUGCGCGGGAAAGGAAUUAAUGCCAGCAUAUGUACCUCCAUGUGGAAGAAAACACAUUCUAUACCAGGAGGGAGACAUGAGUACAUUGAUGUAAUUGCAAGUGCUCAAGGAAAGAAGAGGAAAAUCAGGUUUUUGAUAGAAAUUGAAUUUCGGGAUGAAUUCAAAAUGGCAAACGCUUGUGAAGACUAUAACAAAUUGAUAGAGCAACUCCCAGAGACCUAUAUUGGCAAGCCUGAACAUUUAAAUGCUAUUGUUCGUGUAAUGUGUGAUGCAGCCAAAAGGUCUACAGCAGAAAGAAACAUUCAUUUAGGUCCAUGGAGAAAGAUGAGCUUCAUGCAGAUGAAAUGGUCAGCUUCAAACCAAAGUAGGCAUGAGCAUCAAUCUUCUUCUUCAGCUAAUAAACUCGGUUGAAGCAGAAAUAUACAGAUGGAGUUCGACCCUAUUCUAUUGCCGGCUACUACUAGCGUUGUGAGAGUGUCCUCUAUACCAGCCAAAAGUUUUGGAGAUCCUAGAGAAAGUUUUGUACUUUCAGCAAUUCUGUACUUUUACAGAUCUUAGUUUGAGUUUUGUCAGAGAACGUAUACCUUGAACUGAGUAUUUAUGGAGGGAGAGAGAGAGAGAGGUGCAAGUGAGGGUUCUUGCUGAUUCAUUUUUGUUACAAAUAAGAAAUGACAUAUUCAGAAUAUACGUAUUUAAACAAAUUUUACUGUUGCCUAGCGCUCAAGCGCUCGCAAGUCUCGGUCAAGUGCC
Coffea eugenioides is the source of this 1269-nucleotide messenger RNA. RefSeq lists its product as uncharacterized. The transcript has 3 exons. The record is from RefSeq and is a predicted model, not a curated record. Lineage: Eukaryota; Viridiplantae; Streptophyta; Magnoliopsida; Gentianales; Rubiaceae. Bases 55 to 930 code for a protein of 291 amino acids.